Messenger RNA from Penicillium subrubescens, 699 nucleotides. RefSeq lists its product as uncharacterized. Bases 1 to 699 code for a protein of 232 amino acids. The transcript has 2 exons. Lineage: Eukaryota; Fungi; Ascomycota; Eurotiomycetes; Eurotiales; Aspergillaceae. The record is from RefSeq and is a predicted model, not a curated record.
AUGAACAUCCAAAGCUUACUUCACCCCUCUCAUCCAGCUGCACCGUCUCCAACACAGCGGCUAUCACCGACUGAAAAGAUAUUGAUUCCAUACGAAAUCGACUGCAAAUCUGGUUCCUCAAGUGAAGCCAAGCGACGCCAGGCUAAUGCCAUAGCGUCGCGACAAUUCCGAAAGAAUAGGCGCGAGGGAAUACCUCUCCAAGUGGGUGAAUUGAGUGUGCGUGUAUUCAGGCUGCAGGAAGACCAAAAUAAAUAUGUCGUUUAUCCCCAAAACCAUGUCCUUUCGCAAUGCCAAGCCCUUUUUGGUUCAGAGAAAUCUGGAUUUGCACCCGAGCAGGUUUUCAUCGUGAUUCACAAGAUAUCAACCGCUAUUGUCAUCCGCUCAGAAGAGCUUGACUUUCUCUUACGCAUCAUGCAGACAAGACUUUGCUCAUUUGGCGUCUUUGAUACUGAUGAGGGCCGCUUUAUCCGGCUCGCUAUUGCAUUUUCCCGAAAUAUCUCACUCUUAGGAGUUCAACAACCCUAUUCAAGCGUGAAAGAUGGAGGCCGUUUAGUGGACCUUGAGAGUGUUGUUCCUGGCACUUGGGAGAUUAAAGUUCGCUUUCCGGGUCCGGAAGUUGUAUGCGUGCGAGGCAGUGUGACUGAGCUUACGCAGAGUAUUCGCUACGAAGAGCCUCACUCACCUCCAGAGCUGAACUAG